Messenger RNA from Symbiodinium sp. CCMP2592, 1491 nucleotides. Lineage: Eukaryota; Dinophyceae; Suessiales; Symbiodiniaceae. The record is from the annotation of a GenBank genome assembly.
AUGGCUCAGUUGAACAGUGGCUACUUGAGUGUCGAUAUCCUGGGCACCAAGUUCAAGGAUCAUGCUUUCCAGAAGGUUUGCAAUGAUGGCUGGACUUGGAAAGUCAUCAGUGCAGCAGCAGCUGAUGAAAUUGGUGCUUGGUUCCCCACCAUGGUGCAGGCAGCUGCGAACAGCAGCAACUUUGUGGCAAAGGUCGCAAAUGAGAUCGAGGUCGCGAUGAGCUUGGCCUACCACUACGACCAGUGCAAGAGCAUGGAGGUGGCCAUUGAGACGACGAAGUGGUCAAUGCCACUGCCCUAUAUCAAGGCGGUGGGGCACUACACCGCGAAUUUUGCGGGGGGAGAAGGCUUCCCGCUUAUUCGCUAUAUGUCCGACGUGAGUAAAGCCUUUAACUCCAGCUUGUUGAUGGGUGCUGAAUUUAUGGACUCUUUGGCCUUUACUCAGAUGAAGGACUCAACAUGCACCUACCCGCUCUUGCGAACUGCCUUCUGGAUUUCAAACAUGCUGUCGACAAAACAGCAGGAUGGAAUCGCAAAGCAAUUGGUCAAGAGCGAUUUCGAGAAAAUGAAGUCGCCGGCUAACAAGGACCUGGUGAAGUCCGCAGAGUCCCUCAUGAAAAUGUGCCUCGAGCUCCUUCAGAACCUUGGGUGGAUGCACCAAAAGCGGGGGAUCUCCAUCUUUGCUCGGAUGCAGAUCAGGACGGCCCUGUUCCUGUGCAAAAAAUCCGGGAAAGGACGGGAGUCCCAUGUCUUCAAAAGCCUCCAUGAAAUUCAAGAAGCCUUUACCAAGGAAAUCGGCCAAGCCCCAGGAAGUGAGGCCAGCAGCUCAGGAGCUGCCGGCAGCACCGAUUUGAAGGUGAUGUCCCUACAGGAUACUUCGUCGCCCGCCAGCAUCGCCAUGCACCAGUACCCGUGGUUGAAAGCGAAUGGAAAGUACUUGAAGAAGGAUUGCAGUGACAUCCACGUGUUCAUGCACAUGGACGACACGGACGGUGUGUUCACAGUGACAGAUGUUUGGGGCAAGGGGGAGACGGUGAGGGUGCCACACAAAGACCUCAAGUUCAUGAAAGCGACUAGCAAAGAGAUCCCAAUCAUGUUGGAUAGCAGCAUCAUCCACCGAAUGCAAAUCGCAGCGAACCUCACGGAUGAAAUUGAGAAGGCAAAUGCUUUCCUCAAGUUGCACACAUCCUUCCAGGAGCACAAGCUCGAUGAUGAUCUUGAUUUCAGCACUGAUUCGAAAGUCUUCGCGAAGAAAGGUUUCAAAAAGGGUCAUCUCAAACUCCUCCCGUAUGGCUCGAUUGCGAAGUCCAGCUCCCCCGAGAAGGACAAGGCCAAGUGUUUGAUUGAGACGGAUUCCGGAGCAUUCUUCGUCGUGCAGCCCCCCAAGGUUGACUUUGCCACAGGCAUGUUGAAGCAAGUUUCACAAGCUUUCGAUGCCAUUCAUGAAGAACACGAAUGCCUUGAAGCCGGGGCAGCAGCUCCUCCUGUAUAA